Molecule: messenger RNA, 2388 nt
Organism: Plasmodium fragile
Lineage: Eukaryota; Apicomplexa; Aconoidasida; Haemosporida; Plasmodiidae
Product: tRNA uridine 5-carboxymethylaminomethyl modification enzyme GidA
Exons: 2
Coding region: 1-2388 (795 amino acids)
Biological process (GO): tRNA methylation; tRNA wobble uridine modification
Molecular function (GO): flavin adenine dinucleotide binding
Source: RefSeq, a predicted model, not a curated record
AUGCUCAGCGAAAAAUGUAAGUGCAAGGAGUUAGACAAAAACUAUGAUGUUAUAGUUAUAGGGGGAGGACACAGUGGCUGCGAGGCCAGCCACAUAAGUGCAAAAUUGAAAGCGAAAACUUUGCUAAUAACUCAGUGUAAGGAUAGCAUCGGGGAAAUGUCCUGCAACCCAUCCAUUGGAGGAAUCGGCAAAGGAAUUCUGGUGAAAGAAAUUGAUGCGCUAGGUGGACUCAUGGGGAAAGUCAUAGAUAAAAGUGGCAUACAUUUUAAAAUAUUAAAUGUAAGAAAAGGCCUGGCUGUUAGGGGACACAGAGCACAAGCGGAUAGGGAUCUCUACAACUAUCAUAUGAAGGAGCACAUGAAUGGUACGAAACAUUUGCACAUCUUAGAGAGCACAGUGCAGUCCUUGUUAAUGGAAAAUUUUACAAGUGGUGCUGCCCUCAGUGGAAGGCGCGUCUAUGGAGUGAAAAACAAAUGCGCGUGUGAAUUUUACGCGAACAGUGUGGUCCUCACCACGGGGACGUUUCUGGGAGGCGUGUGUCACAUAGGGAAGGAGAAGUACCACGGGGGGAGGAUCAAACGGAUGUCCAGGGGGGUCCAGUGGCAGGGGGGGACACAAAGGGGGGAAAUGUCCCCCAGUGGGGUGAACGCGCCAACGGGUGAAGACGUCACCAGGAUGAACGCCCCACGCAAAUGUCCGACAGACAAGUGGACCCCCCCCCCUACCGACGGAAUGACCUAUACCAGCCAUGAAAACCUAGAAAAACAUAACAGCGCCAUUUUUGACCAACUGGUGGAAUCGUCCACGCAAAGCAUUUCGAACCAGUUGAGGGCAAACCAGUUUGAGAUAAAGAGAAUGAAAACUGGAACGCCCCCGAGGUUACACAUCAACAGCAUUGACUUUACCUCUCUGGAAAGGGAAGAUAGUGAAACAGAAAACCCAUUUUAUUUCUCCUUUUUAAACAGUAACAAGGUUAAUAGGAACAAAACAUUACCUUGCUAUAAAACGUACACAAAUGAAAGAACCCAUGAGUUGGUUAGAACCCAUUUGAACCAGCUGCCCGAUUUUGACUGCUACGAUAAACUGGGCAAUGGACCCAGAUACUGCCCCUCUAUAGCAAAGAAGGUCACAAAAUUUGCGGAAAAAAAUAAACACAUAAUCUGGUUAGAGCCAGAAGGAUUUCAUGAUGUACUCAUAUACCCAAAUGGCUUAAGUUCUGCCUUCCCUAUACAUACACAGAAAGAGAUUGUGAACUCCAUCAGGGGGUUAGAAAAUGCAAAAAUUAUUUUCCCUGCCUACGAUGUGGAAUAUUAUUAUGUGAACCCUAAGUGUUUGAAUUAUACAUUAGAGACGAAGAACAUCAAGGGUCUUUUUCUCGCUGGACAAAUUUGCGGAACAACCGGAUAUGAGGAAGCAGCUUGUCAGGGUAUUGUCGCAGGGAUUAAUGCAGCAAUAGCUGCCCGUAGUACAGCAGAUGGGGAGAGGAACGAAGAGCCAUUUAUUUUGAAGCGAAAUGAAAGCUAUAUAGGGGUUCUCAUUCACGAUUUAAUAAACAAAGGCAUAACGGAGCCUUAUAGAAUGUUUACAUCCAGGGCUGAGUACAGACUCUAUCUGAGACCAGACAAUUGCGACAUGAGACUUACACCCAUGGCGCAUAAAUUGGGAAUAGUGUCCGACGAGAGGAUGUAUAUACUGAAGCAGAAAUAUGCCUCCGUCAAUAAGCUUAUUUGUCUCUUUAAGAAGAUACAGCUGAGUGGUGCGCUCGAAGAGGAGAAGAAAACACCCCCAAGUGAUUCAUGUGAUAAAGAUGCAGAACAUAUGUUUGUAAAGAAUUCCGUUGAGGCAUUCCAGCCUGAUGGUAAAAACAAUGUUCAUCUCGAAGUCACCUCUCGCAAGGGAAACAUAAACACCUUAUAUACAAUUUUCAGAAGUGGAGUGGAAUACUCUCUACAUAUUUUACUCAACAAACUACGGGAGGUGCACGAUUGGAAUAAAUUACUGAGUUCAGUUUUGCCUGAACAAAAUAAUGUCCCCAUUUAUAUGGACAAAAUGCAGCAGUGCGGAUUAUCGCUUGACCAGAGUAGCGACCUACUUCUGAACUCUGCCACGUUGGAAACUGCCUGUGCCGAGGUGAAGUACUCCCCCUACUUGACAAAACAGAUUAGAGAGGUGGACAAAAUUAGGCACAGCUUUGACUUGGCCAUCCCGCCCGAGGUUACCUACGACAGGCUUAACUUCCCCUACCUGUCCAACGAAGAAAUUGAAAAACUGAACAAAUUCAGACCGCAGACUUUGCACGAGGCCAACCGAAUUGAAGGCGUGACCAUGAGCGCCAUUUAUUAUUUGUAUUACUACAUAAAAGGGGAGAAACAUAGGGUUAAAAGAUAG